AUGACUUCCACUACCGUUUCUGCUCAUGAUGACUCCUUCGAGCUGUAUGACUUGAGAGUCGAGGUUGUUUGUCCGCCAGGCAAGAAGAUCAUGUGUGGAGCGAAAGAAGGCGACUACUUCACAUUGAAGGGCGAGAUGCUUUUCCUACCACCAGACCAGGGUAUCAGUAUCUACAGCCUUGCAUCCGUCCUUCCGCUGCUACCGGCUAAGCAAAGGGUGACGUCUCCCAACGACUGGAUGACUACAGAUGCACUUAUCGCUUGCCCUGAUCCCAACUGUCCUUCGCAACUGAAGAUAGUCAAGGAAGGGAUUCGAAAGUUCAGUCAUGCCGAGACGACUGUUGUUCCUUUGACUGGGAAUUCGGGGGCCUGA
Messenger RNA from Fusarium tjaetaba, 372 nucleotides. Its product is annotated as 4Fe-4S iron-sulfur binding protein. The transcript has 2 exons. Bases 1 to 372 code for a protein of 123 amino acids. Lineage: Eukaryota; Fungi; Ascomycota; Sordariomycetes; Hypocreales; Nectriaceae. The record is from RefSeq and is a predicted model, not a curated record.